Molecule: messenger RNA, 2367 nt
Organism: Serinus canaria (Common canary)
Lineage: Eukaryota; Metazoa; Chordata; Aves; Passeriformes; Fringillidae
Gene: TTI2
Product: TELO2 interacting protein 2
Exons: 10
Coding region: 122-2320 (732 amino acids)
Cellular component (GO): nucleoplasm; cytosol; centrosome
Source: RefSeq, a predicted model, not a curated record
GUUUUCUGUUUAUCCCCUUUAAGCCGUUCUUCCCGUUCCUUCCAUCUCCGUUUCCAUCUCUCUCCCGCCCCGCACGGCAGCUCUGCCGCGUUCCGCCGUCGAAAAUUAGCGAUGCAAAUUUAUGCGCACAAAACCGCGCCCCCUCCGCCAUCGGCUUUACGGCAAGCGGGGGGGGGUUUGCGACAGUUCGCGCGCGUGGUGCGGGUGGCGGCGGCGCCGCAGUGAAGGGACCGGGGGUGCUCGGGGGUCUCUGAGGGAUCCCGGGGAUGCUCGGGGGUCUCUGAGGGAUCCUGGGUGUGCUCGGGAGUCUCUGAGGAGAUCUCGGGGUUCUCUGAGGGGGUUCCGGGGGUCUCUGAGGGAGUCCCCCGGGUGCUCAGGGGUCUGUGAGGGAUCUCGCGGGUCUCUGAGGGGCCCCGGGGUCCCCUCCCUCCCUCCCGCAGUCGCCGCUGCCCCCAGCGAUGUGUCCCUAGCGGGGUUCCGGGGCGGGCAGGUCCCGCGGGGCCCGGGUGAGGCCAUGGCCGGCAGCAGCAGCCGCAGCCCGAGCGCGGAGCGGGAUCCCGGCCCCGCCGCCCCCUCGGCCGAGCAGGCUCUGCUGCGGGCCGGGCUGGCGCUGCCCGAGCGGCCCGGGGCGCUGCCCGAGCUGGGCGCGCUGCUGGAGGCGGCGGAGCCGCGCUGGCUGCGGGGCUCGGAGGGCUCCGCGGCUCUGGGCCGGCUGGCCGCGGCCCUGGCCGGGCUGGCGGCUCCGCCGCGCCGGGAGCAGGACGGGGCCGAGCCGCCCGGCCGGGACGCAGCGCUGGCGGCCGUGGCGGAGCGGGCGGAGCGCGUUGGUGCCGCCUUCCUGCUGCUCCUGCAGAAGCUGGAAGAUGCCCGGAGCCAGCAGUCACCGGGAACGGCGGCGGCGGGGCCCGUCCCGCGGCGGGUGCUGGGACACGCGUUCAUCUUUGCUGUCACGCACAAAGAGGAGAGGCCCUGGACCACGGCGAGGAGUCGGGCGGUGGCUCAGGAGCUGCUGGAGCGGCUGGUCCGGGCUGCGGGCUGCGGCUCCGUGGAGGAAUUCCUGCGGGGAAAGGAGGAGGAUGAGGAAGGAAGAUUCGGAGAGGUGAUGGGGCUCCUGAAGCAGGAGUUAACCAAAGACACCUGGAAGUGUAACCCUGCCUCCAAAGACGUGUUCUCCUGGUCUCUGCUCCGUGUCAGCCGGCCCUGGCUGUGCCCGCACCUGGAGCGGGUCCUGCCGCCUGCGCUGCUCCUCUCCGACGACUUCCAGGAGGAGAACAAAGUGCUGGGCGUGCGCUGCCUGCACCACAUCGUCCUCAACGUGCCAGGAGCGGAUCUGUGCCAGUUCAACAGGGCCCAGGUGGUUUUCCACGCCCUCUACAACCACCUGUACUCACGAGAGGCCCCUCUCAUCCAGGCAGUGCUGCUGUGCCUGCUGGACCUGCUGCCCGUGCUGGAGCGAUGCCAGCGGCGCCAGGGCCACGGCAGAGCCACAUCCCCCUGGGACCAGGUGCUGCAGCUGGUGCUGACCCACAUGGAGGCCGAGCACCAGCUGGCGCUGCGCAGGGUCUACGCAGGGACCCUGCCUGCCUUUGUCACCAGACUUGGCAUCCUCAUCGCAAGGCACCUGAAGAGGCUGGAGCGAGUCAUCCUGGGCUACCUGGAGGUCUCUGAUGGCCCUGGGGAAGAGGCCAGACUGGGAAUCCUGGAGACUCUGCAGUGCACCAUAGAGCAUGCCUGGCCCAGGAUGCCCUGCAGGCUCCCCGUGCUCCUCAAGGCCCUGCUGAGGCUGCUCUGGGACGUUCACACGGAGCGGGGCCCGACCCCCGAGCCCGUCAAGGCUGCCCUGCUGCACAGGGCCACCCAGUGCCUCAUCCUGCUGGAUCGCUGCUGCCAGGGCCAGGUCAAGGUGAGCCAGGGCUCCCUGGGGGCUGCCAGGGCUCCCUGGGGGUUGCCAGGGGCAGGUCAAGGUGAGCCAGGGCUCCCUGGGGGCUGCCAGGGCCAGGUCAAGGUGAGCCAGGGCUCCUUGGGGCUGCCAGGGCCAGGUCAAGGUGAGCCAGGGCUCCCUGGGGGCUGCCAGGGGCAGGUCAAGGUGAGCCAGGGCUCCCUGGGGCUGCCAGGGCCAGGUCAAGGUGAGCCAGGGCUCCCUGGGGCUGCCAGGGCUCCUUGGGGCUGCCAGGGCCAGGUCAAGGUGAGCCAGGGCUCCCUGGGGGCUGCCAGGGCCAGGUCAAGGUGCUGCUGGCAGGGCUGCACAGCUGCUGUGAGGAGAGCCAGCUGCAGGAGUGCUUCAGGAAGGUGCAGGAGAGCACCUGAGGUGCCUGACUGACACUGCUCAGCUCCUUUUGUACAAUAAAACUGCUUUGUUUAUUUAAA